Messenger RNA from Polyodon spathula (Mississippi paddlefish), 4414 nucleotides. Its product is annotated as sodium- and chloride-dependent GABA transporter 2-like. The coding region runs from base 663 to 2564 and encodes 633 amino acids. The record is from RefSeq and is a predicted model, not a curated record. Gene Ontology annotation, biological process: sodium ion transmembrane transport. Gene Ontology annotation, cellular component: membrane. The transcript is spliced from 15 exons. NCBI's taxonomy places the organism in Eukaryota, Metazoa, Chordata, Actinopteri, Acipenseriformes, Polyodontidae.
UAGUCAUUUUCAUUUCAGUGCACUGUUCUGAGGAUUAUAGAUGUAUUGGAAGGUAAACAAACAUCUCAAUACUGUUGAACAAAAGUUUAACCUUCCCAGGCCCUGCUCAAAACUUGCAACUUCUGUGCCUGAGUCUCCCUCCUGGUUGUAACAGCCUGGCCAGUGACGCUGUCCUGUCACACACAUACAAAGCCCAGAGAUCUGAACCACAUAUUGAACAACAAGCCCCACAGUCCCUCUCUGACGAUAGAAUGAAGAAAUCAGGAACAAUGUAGACACCCAGUGCUGGCAUGCUGGUUUUCGACUGGCUGUGAGAGUGCACAGCUGGUUCAAGAAAAAAAACAAAAAAACAAUUGAUUAAAAGAACCUUCAGUGAACUGUAAAGUUCUGAAGUUACUCUUGCCUGGGCUCUUGUUAGAGGGAGCACAGCAAACUAACUCUAUUAACCCUAUCCAUUAAAUUCAAACAUGCUGGCAGUUACCCAUCUCUGGGGGCUGCAGGCAUUCCUCUGCAUUCUUCUUUCUAUAAGCCAGAUGUCUUUAAAGGGGAAGUCUUUGGAAGCCUAGAGCCACACCCCUCACUGACACAGCCUGCACCCCUCUUUCAUAAGUCGAAGGAACAGUAAGAGAGGCCAGAAAGGGACUUUUUCAUAGAGUUCAUGCAUGCAUUCUCAGAUUCCAGCCCAGGAGAUCAUGGAUAGACCACAAGAAACUCUCCCAAACAAUGCAGCUGGAAAUUCAGAGACCCUCUGUCUGGAAAAAGGCUUGGAGCUGGAAGAAGAGGGUAUGAUGGAGAGAGGAAAGUGGGAGAACAAAAUGGAGUUCAUGUUUUCCAUGGCAGGAGAAAUCAUUGGUCUGGGGAACGUGUGGAGGUUCCCCUACCUGUGCUUCAAGAAUGGAGGAGGAGCCUUCCUCAUCCCCUACCUCAUCUUCCUUGUCUUCUGCGGGAUCCCGAUUUUCUUUCUGGAGACGUCUCUAGGACAGUACAGCAGCGAGGGGGGAGUCACUGCCUGGAGGAAGAUCUGCCCUCUCUUUGAAGGAAUUGGCUAUGCCUCACAAGUGAUUGUGACCUACCUGAAUAUCUACUACAUCGUCAUUCUGUCCUGGGCUAUUUUCUACCUCUUCAACUCCUUUAGUGCCACACUCCCCUGGUCUACCUGCGAUAACGCCUGGAAUACAAAAUCAUGCAAGGAAUUUUUAGAUUGGAAUGAUACCGACACGAAGACAGGCAUGAACUUUGAUACUGAUAUCAAUAUGAAUGCAACUUUCUGGGAUUUUGUGAAAAAGAGCCCUGAAGUUGAGUUCUGGGAGAACCGUGUUCUAGGCAAGUCCCCAGGGAUAGAGCACAUGGGCAGGCUGCGCUGGGAUCUCGCCCUCUGCCUCCUGCUGGCUUGGAUCCUGUGCUACUUCUGCAUUUGGAAAGGAGUCAAAUCCACCGGCAAGGUGGUUUACUUCACUGCCACCUUUCCCUAUGUGAUGCUCCUCAUCCUGCUGCUGCGAGGACUGACCCUGCCCGGGGCCUGGGAGGGAAUCCACUUUUAUAUCUACCCCGAUAUCAACAGACUCAGAGACCCAAUGGUGUGGCUGGAUGCUGGAACUCAAGUCUUCUUUUCCUAUGCUGUGUGCCAGGGCUGUCUGACUGCAUUAGGAAGCUACAACAAGUACAACAACAACUGUUACAAGGACUGUCUGGCUCUGUGUCUUCUCAACAGUGGAACGAGUAUUGUGGCUGGCUUUGCUGUCUUCUCCGUUGUGGGAUUCAUGGCUUACCAGCAGGGGGAGGAGAUUUCCAACAUCGCCGUGUCCGGUCCUGGACUGGCCUUCAUAGCUUAUCCUAAAGCAGUGACAAUGCUGCCCCUUUCCCAGUUAUGGGCCUGCCUCUUCUUCCUCAUGAUCAUAUUUCUUGGACUCGACAGCCAGUUUGUGUGUGUCGAGAGCCUGGCAACCGCCAUCACAGACAUGUACCCUGGCCUGUUCCGCAAGGAGAGGCGACGCGAGCUGCUCAUUCUGGGGAUAGCUGUGGUAUGCUUUCUACUGGGCUUGUUCCUGGUGACCGAGGGAGGAAUCUAUAUCCUGGAGUUGAUCGACUCCUGUGGUACAAGCGGUCUGUGCUUGCUGUUCAUUGCCUUUUUUGAAAGUAUCUGUAUUGGGUGGGUCUAUGGUGCUGACCGUUUCUAUGACAACAUUGAGGAUAUGAUUGGUUACCGGCCCGGCCCCCUGAUUAAGUACUGCUGGUUGUUCUUCACCCCUGCUAUCUGUGCUGUCACAUUCAUUCUGUACUUGUUUAGAGGGGCGUGGUUCUCAUCCUCCGAGGGGCCAGGCUGGUCCAUGGCACUGGGCUGGUUUUUCACCUUGUCCUCGGUGGUCUGCAUUCCUAUUUUUGUUGUGUAUGCCUUGGCCAGCACACAGAACCUGAGAAAGCUGAUCAUGCCUUCCAGCAGUCUUCAACAAGUGAGCCCUAAUAAAGCCAGACUGACCCUGUGCAGUACAGUGGUCUUCUAUGGGAACUCUUUGGAGCCCAGCCUAGAGGAGCGCCUGGCGACAGAGAAGGAGACUGGCUUCUAAACAAGGACCUGGUCUGCACUUCAGGGCAUUGCCCAGAGAGAUGCACCCUCACUGGUUCGACUCCCUAACUCCCCACACCUCUGUGUUCCUCAGGGUUAAAACAGAGCACUCUCAAGUUCUGAUCACACACCCACAGUGAACUGCUGCUGAACCAACAGUAAACAAGGAGUACAGAUUUACUUGACAUCGACAAGUCCUAAGCCACUUGCAAAACAGGUUAUUUUUGUGAAUCAGCAAAGUAAAUUCACAAAAUGAAAAAAGAAUAGACCAAAAAAGCAUUGUAUGGCAUUGUCAUUCAUACAGAUUUGCACACAGAUUUGCUAAUGGUUAUGCUUUGACACUUAGCAUUGCAGUGGCUGCCACCUGAAUCAGAGACAAAGUGAACAUAAAAACACAUGAAAACUGACCAGUUUUUUUUUUUUCUUUUUUUCUGUUUGAUUUAUUGGUCACAUUAUUUCGAGGGCUUAGAACCAGAGGGGCAUAAGUGACAUUUUCACAAUUUGACAGGAGAGCAAAAAUAAGAUUUUGAUUGUUUGUGUUCAAUUGCCAUUUAUCAGUACAUGCACAGUAUCAAUAUAAUUUUGAAGAAAAUUAGAGUUUAAAAUAUUUUUGAAUUUCAAACUUCAAAAAGUAAGAAUAGCACUAGAAAUUGCUUACAAGUUAGAUUUUCCAUAACACACUGAAAUGAAUACCCAUUGUACAGAAGCGUAGUUUUCUUCAUUAGUUCCAUCCCAAACAUUUUUUCUUAAAUUUAAUAACAAUUAAUAAAUAAUUAUCUUUAAAAUAAAAAUGUUCACAUAUACAGUAUUAUUUCAUCAAUUAUACUUAAAAAAUACUACUGUAAAAUAUAAUUUACAAGAUUUUCUACAAUUGACAUGGUCUGGUUCUUAUUCUGUAGUGAAUUAAUUACUUGAAUCCUCAGUUUUACUGACUAAAAUGCCCUCAAAAGUUAGAUAUUGUUUUACACAAAGCUUUAUUUGACAGCUUUUUUUCAGCCAUUUUGACUCAUCUGCUGUCACUCAGCCAUCCCACAAUGCAACACAGUGCCAGGAGGGCCUAAGUGUGCUAGUUAUGUUUACCUCGAACUUACAGUUGUGUCUUUAUUACUUUCUCACACUAUUCAAUGCAGUUUGUGAUUUCAGUUAGGUCCUUUUGGCACUAGAUAUAGCUAAUCAAGAGAUUUAAUUUGAUAUAUGCCAUUUUGACAAAAAUGUCACUUACGCCCCUCUGGUUCUGAGCCCUCAACUAUGCUAACAACUGAGUCAAAAACAAUGCUAUACUUUAUAGCUGUAUGGUACUACAGAGCUGUAUGGAGAGACUGUCCUAUAUUAUAAACAGUAGUUAGUCCUCUAGCUGUAUGGAGAGACUGUCCUAUAUUAUAAACAAUAAUUAGUCCUCUAGCUGUAUGGAGAGACUGUCCUAUAUUAUAAACAGUAGUUAGUCCUCUAGCUGUAUGGAGAGACUGUCCUAUAUUAUAAACUGUAGUUAGUCCUCUAACUGUAUGGAGAGACUGUCCUAUAUUAUAAACUGUCUUUAGUCCUCUAGCUGUAUGGAGAGACUGCCUUAUGUUAUAAACUGUAGUUAUAUGUUGAGAUUGUCAAGAGAAAUUCAGACAGACUUGACUAAACUGAAGAUGAUAGCUAUACCUGUAAUUUCUUUGAACUUCGAUUUUACGAAACAAUUACAGUUUUAGACAUUAGGGAGAGACUUUGUAUUGCAUAACUUUUAAAUUAAAUUGAUUUGAAUGACAACACAACUAUAAGGUAUAGUCCCUUUAAGAUGCAAUGUGGAUACAAGUGUUCAGGUCUGACAACAAAAACUGUCCUGUGCAUUGAAAUAAAGUUUAAAUU